Messenger RNA from Candidozyma haemuli, 411 nucleotides. It is a transcript of the gene ALG9, whose product is annotated as dolichyl-P-Man:Man(6)GlcNAc(2)-PP-dolichol alpha-1,2-mannosyltransferase. Lineage: Eukaryota; Fungi; Ascomycota; Pichiomycetes; Serinales; Metschnikowiaceae. Bases 1 to 411 code for a protein of 136 amino acids. The transcript has a single exon. The record is from RefSeq and is a predicted model, not a curated record.
AUGUUUCUCCCCGACAAUUUUCGCUUGAGGUUUGUCAAGAGCAGUUUCGACGGUCUUUUGCCUGGCGAUUUUGUCGAAGGUAUCCCAAUCCGUGAGGUCACCUCUAGUAUUCCUCGCAACAUGAAUUCAAAAAACAAGUUUGCAGUUGACAAGAUCGUUGACUUGAAGAGUUGUGAUGUAUUUAUUGACAAUUCUUCGAAAUCAGAUAUCCUGGUUGGCGAUCCUCCCAUAUGGAUUGAAGAUGAUGUGUUGGACCCACAGUUUGAACGUGUUCAUUGCACCAAGAUGAUUAAUGGUGCCGGUCAGCACAGAGGGGUCGGUCGUCUCCUCUACAUUCCCAAAUCCUUGCGUCGUUUCGUUGAUUACGAGAUCGAUUAUAUGGAUUUCUGUCUUUUACGAAUUACAAGUUAG